AUGCAGGCGAGCCCAUGCCUGGCCAGGCCACCACAUUCUGCCUCAGUGGCGGGGUCUCGACACCUCAGCCGGCAGGACGCCGUCGUUGAUGUGGCUGGCCCCCAGCGCGCCAGAAGUUCCUUGACGCCUCGCUUUGGGCAGUGCCUGGUGCUCUUGGGGUCAAUGUUCAAACUAUCGCACGAGAUGUGCAGAAGGAAGGCGGCCAGUUCCAGCCACAGAGAUGGCAAGAGGGACUUGCAGGGAUGUUUCGCAGGGCAUUCCUGCGCUGAGGUGUUCAAGCAGCGCAGGAGGCGCAAAGCCGGAGGUGAAGCGCAGUCAGGUGCCACCACGGUGCAGAGUGAUCGGACGGGUAUGAGGAAAGCCCGUCGCUUGCUGAAAGCUGGCACGAGCGUAGUUUUGAUCUUGGUGUCGUUGCUCUAUGUCACCAGCUUCGUCGAGGGGGCGAUGCACAAGCUGUUCGCACAUCCGAUGACUGCAAAGUCGCCUGCAGUUGCAUUGGUCAUCGGGCUGGCAGUAGGUGGUCUACACACGGUGGCAGGGCCUGACCACUUAGCAGCGUUGGCGCCAUUGGUGAUCGGCAAGGGUCGGUCGAUCUUCGCCGCCUUUGGCCUUGGGGCCCUUUGGGGAUCUGGACAUGCCACUGGGCAGCUGAUCAUCGGAAUCGGCUGCCUUGCCGUGAAGAUGGGCCUGUUGCAGAUGCACGUGGCUCAGGUUCUUGAGCAGACCAGUGGCUUGCUAGUGGGCGCGUCGCUGAUAGCCAUCGGGCUGCUGGGCUUCAAAGAAGCCAGGGGCUAUGACGCCGCAGAGGAAGCUGCAGGGGACCAGAACUAUGGGUGGGCAACAUAUGCAACAGGUGUGGUGCACGGUCUCUCGCUGGAUGCAAUCAUUUUCAUUCUUCCAGCCUUCUCCCUGCCGCGCUUUUCUGCUGUGGUGCACGUCCUAGGGGUGGUCUUCGGCACUUUGUUCUCCAUGGGAUGCUACACGACCGUGCUGAGCCUCUUCUUCCGUAAGUCCCCGAGACUGAAGCUGAUUUCGACCAGCGCAUCCUCCGUCUCCCUCCUGCUCGGCAUCUGCAUCCUGAUGUCCUGCUGCGGGAUCACAUUGCCUUUGCCCGGACUGUGA
Symbiodinium sp. CCMP2592 is the source of this 1122-nucleotide messenger RNA. NCBI's taxonomy places the organism in Eukaryota, Dinophyceae, Suessiales, Symbiodiniaceae. The record is from the annotation of a GenBank genome assembly.